UCUCUCUCACUACCAAUUAAAGUCUAUAAUCCACUUAUAAGAAUAUUUUAAAGAGUCGAAGCAAGCAAGAAGAAACUGAGCAAAUAUUAACUGUUGUGUUACAUUUAGAAAAAAAUUGCAGCUAUAGCUCUGGCAAUUGAAAAGAACUAAUGGGGAUUACUUCUCUACAAGUUUGCAUGGAUUCAUCUGACUGGUUACAGGGCACAAUUCACGAGGAUUGUGCAGCAGGAGGAGGAGGCAUGGAUUCUUCUUCUUCACCAUCUGGUGGUGAUCACAUUAACAAUCUAAUGACAUGUUCAAGGCCCAUAAUAGUAGAUCAAAGAAGACUAAGACCACCACAUGACUAUUCCAUCAAAUGUCCUCGUUGCGACUCUACCCAUACCAAAUUCUGUUACUACAACAAUUACAGUCUCACUCAACCUAGAUACUUCUGCAAGACUUGUCGUAGGUACUGGACUAAAGGCGGCACGUUAAGAAACAUCCCUGUUGGUGGUGGCUGCCGCAAGAACAAAAAAGUUUCAUCCAAAAAAUCAUCUACUAAUACUAAUGAAAGUACACCUUUAUCUACUACUACUACUAAUAAUAACAACAUUCCAGAAAUGCCCUUUCCUCAUCACUUCAUGAGUAGUACUAACUUUGGGCAUCAUGGUAAUUUCAUGCUAGAAAAUCAAGCCCCAAUUAUUGAUUUUAUGGAAAGUAAGUACGAGGCUUUAGUGGGGAGUAGUAGUACUACUACUAAUUCAAGAUUAAACCAAGAUUUAUUUCUUGGGAAUUGUGAUAAUAAUAAUAUUGGAAUGAUGAUGAUGAGUGGUAAUAGUAGUACUACUGGAUUUGUUCAUGAUAAUAAUAUUGUUGCCACAAAUUAUCCAUUUGGAAUAACGAGUACUAUGGAUAAUAUUGGGAACAAUUUUGGAAUGUUGUUACCAUAUGAAGAUCAUCAUCAUGAGGAAGUACAAAAUAUUAAUGCAGUUGAUGUGAAGCCAAAUCCCAAAAUUUUGUCAUUGGAAUGGCAUGAUGAUCAAUUAGGUGGCAACAAAGAAUCGUCAUUUGGGUAUUAUUCUGGUAAUGGCGGCCUAGGAUCUUGGACGGGUUUGAUGAAUGGUAAUUGUUAUGGAUCAUCAGCAACAAAUCCUUUAGUUUGAAAAUUAAUUAAGUUUAGGGUUUCAUGUUAAUGCUAUGAGUGCAAGUUAAAGAGUAUUUACCUCUUCUUAAAUUUUGCAUAAACUCCUUUUUGGAGUGAAAAGUGUGUUUGCUCUCUCUAACUUUUUAUCCAUGUUGAGGACUUUUGGUGUGAAGAAGAGUCCAGAGAUUUUACUAUUAAAAUUUGCUUUUUAGUUAUUCUCAAAUCUUUAUUUUGUUGGGCUGGAAGGUAUUCAUAGUUGUUGCCUUUUUGGCUUGUAAA
Messenger RNA from Solanum tuberosum (potato), 1402 nucleotides. Its product is annotated as dof zinc finger protein DOF5.6-like. Gene Ontology annotation, molecular function: DNA binding; DNA-binding transcription factor activity. Lineage: Eukaryota; Viridiplantae; Streptophyta; Magnoliopsida; Solanales; Solanaceae. The record is from RefSeq and is a predicted model, not a curated record. Bases 150 to 1142 code for a protein of 330 amino acids. Gene Ontology annotation, biological process: regulation of DNA-templated transcription. The transcript is spliced from 2 exons.